AUGUCGGGCUUCAAAGAGGAGCCCAGGAGCGGCAAACCCGCAGGUGUCGGAAUCUACUUCCAGGAGAGUGGGAGCAAGAUCGUGGUGAACCACUUGAUUCGAGGAGGGUCAGCGGAGCGAAGCGGGAAAAUCAUUCCAGGGGAUGUGAUCACGGCCAUUGACGGCAAGAAUGUCGAGGGGAAGUCCGUUGGAGAGCUCCGCAACUACAUCGUUGGCAUCGAAGGAAGCUCCGUCAACCUCUCCUUUCUCCGCGAGUCCGACGGGAGCUCCAACUCCUUCGAUGUCAUGCUCGUCCGAGGCUCCCCUGAGUUCAUCGCUACGCUGUACAAGGCGGAAGGCCCGAGUUCAUCCAGUGAGAUCAGACCUGAGUCGCCCAGGACCUCGUUGUCGCAAGUCAUUUCCUCUUCGAUGACUCCGCAAGAGCCCAUGAGGAGCCCGGCUGUCAUGAUGAGUCCAGCCUCUGACAACGACGCGCUGAUGCGAGUCAAGAGGGAGUUGGAGGAGUCCAGGAUCACCAGUGACAAGCGGUUGAAGGAAAAGUUCGAGGCGGAAAGGGAGAAGCAAACCCUUCAGAGGCAGCUGGACGAGGUCUUGCAGACCCUCAAGGAGACGCGGAGGGAGAAGGGGAGGAUCGAGCACGAGCUGGUAGGGAUCAGCUGGAGUUUGACGGAGGCUGAGGAGAAGCGGAGGCUCGAGGAGGCAUCGCAGCAGCACGAGUCAAAACGACAAGCGUUGCAGCGAGAGCUUGACUACUUGAGGGAAGAGAGGGAUAAGAGCAGCAGCAAUGUAGGGAGAUGGAGGAGGAGGAUGGGCCCAGAGGCUGACAGAGAGCUGCAGGUCCAGUCUGAAGCUUCCUUCCUGCGACAAGAGCUCGAGAACUUGACGCAGAAAUUGAGGAACGCGGAGGUUGCAAGGGACAUUGCGGAGGAUCGUUGCCAGGUGCUGAUCCAGCAGAAGGCCGAGCUGGCCUCCCGCAAAGUCGAAAAUCCGGACGAGGCCCUCAAGGCCGAGGUUGCCAUGAAAGACACGGAGAUCGCUAGGCUGAAGUUUGAGCUCGAGAAUCUUAAGGAAGGAUACAAGACGACGACGAGUCGCCUGCAGGAAGCCAUCGAGGCGACGCAGAACACCCCUGUCCACUUGGACAACGAGUUCCGUGACACUGGUACGACUGGAGGGUGGAGAGCAGGAAGCAGGAAGCAGGAAGCAGGAGCAGGAGCAGGAGCAGGAGCAGGAGCAGGAGCAGGAGCAGGAGCAGGAGCAGGAGGACGGUCAUUGAAUGCUGUCUUGGCAGGUCGUCUCGCCAUCCUCGCUAUCCCGCACCUCGUCUCCCACCUGCAUUCGAUCCAAGACGGGCAGGAGAGCGGCAAGGGAGGAUCCCCCUCCACCUCAAUCCUCAUCCACGCGCUCAACCCCGUCAGAGCGAGAUGUCUCUCCUGCAUCCCACAGUCUAUCCCACAGCUUGUCUCUCUCCUGGUCUCACGACAGGUGUCUACUGUUCGCGAGUCAAGCUUCGCGAUUGCGCUCUCUUCAGUCUCGCAAGAGGGAAGGGGAGCCAUCCUCUCGAUGCCGCAGGCGCUGGGCCAUCUCAACACUCUCCUCAACUCCUCUGACAUCCAAACCCGUCGCAACGGAGCUGUCGCCUUAGGCAACAUCGCCAUGGAAGUCUUCGACAUCAUUCCCGAGCUCCUGCGCCUGCUGAUCGGAGAAGACAUGGAGUGCAAGCGCAGCGCCGCUCUUGCUCUUGGAAAUCUGUUCAUCGAGUCUCUUGCGCGCGACCAAUACUUGAACAUUCACAUGUCGGUCAAGGAGCUGGCAGAGCAGGUUCCCGAGCGCGUGACCGCUUCCUUCCUUGGCCUCCCUAUUCCUUUCGCCGACUCCGACGGCCUAGGGAUCCCCCAGACCAUCACCAAGAGGACUUCCCUCCAAGUCUGA
Messenger RNA from Guillardia theta CCMP2712, 1932 nucleotides. RefSeq lists its product as hypothetical. The record is from RefSeq and is a predicted model, not a curated record. Gene Ontology annotation, molecular function: endopeptidase activity; protein binding. The transcript has 30 exons. Bases 1 to 1932 code for a protein of 643 amino acids. Lineage: Eukaryota; Cryptophyceae; Pyrenomonadales; Geminigeraceae.